Messenger RNA from Daldinia caldariorum, 2960 nucleotides. RefSeq names its product VHS-domain-containing protein. NCBI's taxonomy places the organism in Eukaryota, Fungi, Ascomycota, Sordariomycetes, Xylariales, Hypoxylaceae. Bases 287 to 2236 code for a protein of 649 amino acids. The record is from RefSeq and is a predicted model, not a curated record. Gene Ontology annotation, biological process: Golgi to endosome transport; protein transport to vacuole involved in ubiquitin-dependent protein catabolic process via the multivesicular body sorting pathway; Golgi to vacuole transport. Gene Ontology annotation, molecular function: phosphatidylinositol binding; ubiquitin binding. The transcript has 4 exons. Gene Ontology annotation, cellular component: trans-Golgi network.
GGAUGAACGACAUGAUCAAUUGGAGCUGUGGAGGUCCACCAGUGAACCAAGUACCUAACGUACAUAGUAGUGAAUUUCCAACGAUUAAACACCGUAACAUCUUAGCAUCUUUACCUUUUUGAGCUUCAUCACCGAAGCAAACUCACCUUCCUUGCCAAUGAAUAAAAACACCAAUUCUAGACCUCGCGCCACCCUAUAUUUAUGGAUGAACUUAUGGCCUUGAGCGCAUUCCAGUAACUCCAAUUAUACAGUCUGAACAUUAAUUCUCGAUUCGAAACCUUUCAAGAUGGAGGCCGCUUCUGCUCGAGCGGCAGCUAGAGAUCGCUGGAGCGAAAUGGGGUUCCCCCGACCUUCCCAACUUCAACGGUUUAUAGCGAGCGCCUGUAGCCCCGAAAACUACGAACCGAAUCUUGCGCUUAACCUCGAAAUCUCGGACCUGAUUAAUAGCAAGAAAGGCAGCGCCCCACGAGAGGCAGCUGUCGCUAUAGUCAACUAUAUAAACUCGCGCAACCCAAACGUCAGCCUUCUAGCUCUUAACCUUCUCGAUAUAUGCGUUAAAAACUGCGGGUAUCCCUUUCACCUCCAGAUCAGUACCAAGGAGUUCCUAAACGAGCUUGUGAGACGGUUUCCCGAGAGGCCUCCCAUCCGGUAUACGAAAGUCCAAUCUAAGAUCUUGGAAGCUAUUGAAGAAUGGAGAAGCACCAUAUGCGAAACCAGCCGGUACAAGGAAGACUUGGGCUUUAUUCGGGAUAUGCACCGCUUGUUGAGUUACAAGGGGUACCAUUUCCCCGAAGUCCGGAGGGAUGAUGUCGCCGUUUUAAAUCCGAGUGAUAACCUGAAAUCCGCCGAGGAAAUGGAGGAGGAAGAGCGAGAAGCGCAGUCCGCUAAGCUUCAAGAGCUAAUACGAAGAGGUACACCUGAAGACUUACAAGAAGCAAAUCGAUUAAUGAAGAUCAUGGCCGGCUACGACACGAGGUCAAAGACGGAUUAUCGCGCAAAGGCAGCCGAAGAGGUUGGUAAGAUCCAAGCCAAGGCGCGCUUAUUGGAGGAGAGGUUAGCAGCUUUUAAGCCAGGCGAUACUCUGAAGGAUGGCGACGUCUUCGAGGAAUUAGCCUCGGCGCUCCAAAGCGCGCAACCCAAAAUCCAAAAGAUGUGUGAAGAGGAGUCGGACGAUCACGAGGCUGUAGCUAAGCUGUUCGAGAUUAACGACAGUAUACACAGGACAGUCGAGCGGUGGAAGCUCCUUAGGAAGGGCGAUAUUGAAGGCGCUAACAAGAUCGCUGCUGGCGCACCCGUUAACACAUCAUCUUCAGCGGCUGGAAAGUCGAUCUCGGCUGCGGGCGAGCUAUCUUUAAUCGACUUUGAUGCAGAUACUGCAGCUAACGGCGCUGGAAACAAUACUGCCGGGUCGAGUUCGCAAGCUGGUGGUCAGGCUGGCGGUCUUGAAAACGAUCUUUUAGGUCUCUCCUUAGGAGAUAGCAGCACCACUUUCGGCCAAGGAGGUGGAAUAUCGCUUGGCUUUGGCGCAAAUCAGAAUGUUCCGGGGCCUGCCUUAUUAUCAUCGAUGACACAAAACAACAGCGCAAGAGCGCCAUCUCCCACCCCUCCACCCUUUUCUCCUUUUUCAGGAUUCAUAUCACCUCCCGCGGGAUCCCAACCGAACACUCCACAACCCGCCCUAUCCCAACAAUCCUCAUUCUCCAGACCACCGCCUCAGAAGGCAACCGCUGCCAGUGAUCCCUUCGCAGCUCUCGCUUCUUCCCAGUACUCAUCCAAGUCAACCACCCCUAACCCCGCUGCACCCGCCGCAGGGACAGCAGACGACGACGAGUGGUCAUUUUCUUCCGCAUUACCACCUGAGCCCACCCUUCCUAGGGAACUCCAAAUAGACGUUAAGGACGGUCCCUUGCAGAUCCACCUCAAAGCAGCCAGGUCGCAGACGCCAAGCGCCCUUGCGUUAAUCUUUUUCUUCUCCAAUGCCACCGCGGCUCCCAUAAGCAAUCUCCACUUUCAACUAGCCGUUACAAAGGGCUUCGAACUCCAACUCCAGCCGCAGACGGGCCGCGCCCUGCAGCCCAAGCAGACGGCGGGCGUGUCCCAGUCGGUCGAGGUGUUCCACGCGGGAGACCGGUCGAAAAAAGUUGAGAGCAUCAAGCUCAGGUGGCGCGUCAGCUACACCCUGGGCGCCGAGAAUAAGUCCGAGAUGGGCGAGAUACCCGAGUUUAGCCUCGCGUGAGCGGGAGCGGGAGCAGUGAAGUCAUAUGAGUACCUAAGGUACCUACCUACCUACUCUACCUAAGGCAGCCAAAAGGAACAGAAAUAGGGUGGGAUAGGAUAGGAUAGGAUAGGAUAGGAGAAGGGGUAUAGGAGAAAAAAAGAGAAGAAGAAGAGUGGGGAUUUGUGGAAUAGAAGGAUGUGCAAUGUAAUGCAGUGCAGUUGCAGCGCAGUAUAAAUGCAGGCGAGGCCGUUGUGGCAAGAAGAAACGGGUGCAAGUUCAACAAGUUUGAAGUGGAAAAAAUGGCAACACAUCUCAGGGGGUACCUACCUAAUUCGUAGAUUCGAUUCGAAUGAACACAAACACAUUCCGCGUUUGGCGAUGCCCCCUGCUCUACUUAACCUUUUUCUUUUUCUUCUUUUUUUAUCACUUGAGUUUUGAUUGCCUUGUCCUCCGUGCAUUUGGUGGUGAAAUCGUCUGGUAAGCAAGCAAUGUAAGCAUAUCGUUUCUUUCUGAGAUUGAAAAGGUUGGAAGAGAGUUUUAGGUAGGCUUUUUACCUUACCCUGUCUCGCCUUAGAAUAAAGCAACUCUAUGCGUGUCCAUCAUAUCCUGUUAGUCCAUCUACAUAUCAGUAUAGAGUCUAUUACCUCGCCAAGGUCAAAUAUUUUCCUCAGGUCUCUUAUAUUAGGUGAGGUACAUCAGGUACCUUAUUUGUGUGUACGAAAUGCAUAUACGUACAAGCAUG